CUACUCUGCACUGGGUGUGGCAGGGCGAGCUGUCUCCUUAAGAGCACACCAGGGAGAGAGAGGGAGCUGCAGGAGUCUCAAGGAGUCUGACCAGUUCCCUCCAGCCUGAUGGUAUUGUUCUGGGCGGGGCUGCUGGGUUUAAAAAGCCGGAACCCACCUAAGCUGACCACAGCCCCAGCAGCCUCCUCUGACCUGCACUCUGCACCCGGCUCUCAGAUGCGGAAACAAAAAUUAGUAACUUUCCCAAGACCGCCCCAUAGGCAAGUGCACCCUUGGGAUUGGUGGCUUGCUCUCGCCACUAGGCUCUGUGAGCCUGGGGCAGGUCGGGCUGCCUGACCCCAGCCUGCACCUCCUCCCCUGCAGCCCUGCCCUGAAGCUGUGACAUGGAGAGAGUGAUCUGGGGCCUUUUGACGCUGGCAGGCCUGCCCGUCUUGAAAGCCAGUGACCUGUUUGCUGAUAAAAACGAUCCCUUCUACUAUGACUGGGCAGGCCUGCAGCUGGUCGGGAUGAUCUUUGCUGGGAUCCUGUGCGUCGCUGGAUUUGCCUUCGCCCUGAGUGGCAAGUGUAAAUGCAAGCACAAUCAGAAGCAAAGCCCCUUACCUGAGAAAGCCACUCCACUCAUCACUCCAGGCUCUGCCAGUACCUGCUGAGCACAGGAGCAACUUUGUAGCACUCUGGCGCCAGUUCCCACGCUGCUGGCUCCCCACUUGGGGGCCUGACCCUCCAUGAUGGCCUUUCUCUCCAAAGGUGAGCCUUUAGGCUCCCUUCUGAUCAGGAGGCUGUCCAACGCUUAUUUGUAAAUUAAACCGGUCUCACUCUUCC
Messenger RNA from Equus caballus (horse), 822 nucleotides. Lineage: Eukaryota; Metazoa; Chordata; Mammalia; Perissodactyla; Equidae. The record is from RefSeq and is a predicted model, not a curated record.